This is a messenger RNA of Colletotrichum godetiae, 2004 nucleotides long. Its product is annotated as amidohydrolase. Lineage: Eukaryota; Fungi; Ascomycota; Sordariomycetes; Glomerellales; Glomerellaceae. The coding region runs from base 192 to 1535 and encodes 447 amino acids. Gene Ontology annotation, molecular function: hydrolase activity, acting on carbon-nitrogen (but not peptide) bonds. The transcript has 2 exons. The record is from RefSeq and is a predicted model, not a curated record.
CUACCAGGUUUCCUAUGACAGACUGCCACACUACCGAUAAGUCUAGCAACGUCAAAUGUAAGUGGUUGAUAAUGGCAGUAUGACGAAGUGCCAUGAAAUGAAGCCAAUCGGCUAAAUAAACAACUUGAGAAAAGAGGGAGCAGACAUCCGAAUUGCAGAGUGGCAUUCAACAUUUUCAUCCCACUCUCACAAUGGUUACCGAAGCCGACUUGAAGCCCUGGCUCCGUAGCCCCGUCCGACGAUACAUCCUCACCAACGCCACCAUCGUCGACGUGACAGACGGCAGCCUGCGCCCCAAUGCAGCAAUUCAACUCAAAGAUGGCUACAUAGACACCAUCACCGACUCGACAGACUCAGCUGUCAAGACUGCGGUAGAACAAGGCUUCGAGGUGAUUGACUGCGCCGGCAAGUUCAUCUGCCCAGGUCUUAUCGACUCACACGUCCACUUCGUCGCGGUCCCUGGAUUCGGCGAUCUCUCGAAAGCAUUCGGCAACGCCAACGAUGUCUCGCUCCUUCGCCAACCAUAUGUCGCCGUACAGAUGCUGCACCGAGGGUUCACGAGUGUGCGAGACUGCGGUGGCGCGCAGCAGGCACUAAAAGAAGCCAUCAACGACGGUGUCUUCCCCGGCCCAAGGCUCUUCAUCGCGGGACAUGCUCUGUCGCAAGCUGGCGGCCAUGGAGACAUUCGCGGUGUGCACGAUCACUCCGAAUGCUGCGGCGGCUCAACAAACGGGCUCGGCAGACUAUGCAAUGGCGUCCCGGAGUGCAUGACUGCCGUCCGAGAGGAGAUCCGCGGCGGAGCAGACUUCAUCAAGAUCAUGGGCUCCGGCGGCGUCUCAACACCAACCGAUAGAAUCGACCACCUCCAAUUCACCGGCGCCGAGAUCCGAGCUAUGGUCGAAUGCGCCUCGAACGCGGGCACCUACGUCACAGCCCACGCAUACACAACGAAGGCCAUCAGGCACUGCAUCGAUAAUGGUGUACGGGGGAUCGAGCACGGCAACUUUGUCGAUGCUCCCACGGCGAAGCUCAUGGCGGAGAAGGGUGUCUAUCUUACCCCCACCCUCAUCACAUACGCUCAGAUGGCUUCGCCGAAAUGGAAGGGUUAUCUGCCGCCCGAAUCCAUGUCGAAGAACGAGGAGGUGCUCAACGCCGGUUUGGUGGCCCUCAAGACUGCGUACGAUGCCGGUGUGACCAUCUGCUUCGGCACUGAUCUUCUUGGGCCGCUGGGAGCAGCGCAAUCGUUCGAGUUCUCGUUGCGAAGCAGAGCUGUCCCGUCACUGGCGGUGCUGCAGAGUGCGACGCUCAAUGCCGCAAAGAUGGCCGGCAGAGAGGACUCGCUGGGUCAGAUCAAAGAGGGCUUCGAGGCAGAUCUCGUCAUCACAGACGCGAACCCUGUCGAGAAUGUGUCCAUAUUUGAUGACCCCGAGGCCCACGUCUUUGGUGUGUUGAAGGGAGGCAGGAUAUACAAGAGCAGAUGGAGCGGUCUGGUGGAGGAUGCUGCAGUGCCAGUCAGAAUCAAGCCGGCGUUGUGAGAUCUGUUUGAAGCUUAGAACAUUCGAGGAUGUUUAUGAGAACAGCAGUAGCUCAUAGAGCCGCAAGAACCAAGCUAAAUGUUAAUGAGGUAAAAGCCGGUGCCAAUCAUCACCGGCAACCAAAUGAGUAUUACCUAUGCCAAACUGAGCAACGCGUCAGAGUGACCCCGUAGAGUACACGCUUCCUAUACCCCAACGCGUGACAUAUAGGCAUCCUUGUGAUAAGAGCCAAUGAGAUAAGAAGUCGGAAUUCUUCUCCGCCGGGCUGGAAGGGGACCUGAAGACAAAGAUACCUGUUCUGAACAAUGUGAGGUAAAGUGAAUACUCUCUUUCUUUCACCUCGCUGAACAGCUUCACCUCGACGCGUGAUCCCUGCCGCCACAGUGGGGCUUGUUCUUAUCGGCAAAGCGUCCGAAAUGCGGAGAUACCCCAAGAAACGUCCUCCUCCAGAUACCUUUCUCUCUUCUAC